Molecule: messenger RNA, 1428 nt
Organism: Thyridium curvatum
Lineage: Eukaryota; Fungi; Ascomycota; Sordariomycetes; Thyridiales; Thyridiaceae
Exons: 4
Coding region: 1-1428 (475 amino acids)
Biological process (GO): poly(A)+ mRNA export from nucleus
Cellular component (GO): nucleus; cytoplasmic stress granule
Molecular function (GO): RNA helicase activity; RNA binding; ATP binding
Source: RefSeq, a predicted model, not a curated record
AUGUCUGACCUCGCCAGCCGCAUCACGAAGCCCGAUGCCGCACCGGCUGCCGCCGACUCUGAGGCCAAGCCUGCGCAGACCGCUCCUGCUGCCGACAACCCUGCAGACGGCGCUGGCCCCGGCCUUGUCGAGUCUAACUACGAUGUCGAGGUGAAGCUGAGCGACCUCCAGAACGAUGCCCAGAACCCCCUCUACUCAGUCAGCGCCUUUGAGGAUCUCGGCCUCAAGCAGCAAAUCAUCGAGGGUCUUCUCGCUCUCAACUUCAAGAAGCCCUCCAAGAUCCAGGAGCGUGCUCUCCCUCUCAUGCUUGCCGACCCCCCCCGGAACAUGAUCGCCCAGUCCCAGUCUGGCACCGGAAAGACCGCCGCCUUUGUUGUCACGAUACUGUCGCGCGUCGACUUCGAGCAGCCUCACACCCCGCAAGCGCUGGCCCUUGCCCCGAGCCGAGAGCUGGCCCGCCAGAUCCAGGGCGUCAUCCAGUCUAUUGGACAGUUCUGCACGAACCUGAACGUCGAGGCCGCUAUUCCCGGCUCGAUUUCGAGAGAGACUGGCGUCAGGGCCAACGUCGUUGUCGGAACUCCCGGCACCGUCAUGGAUCUGAUCAGGCGCAAGCAGUUUGACGUCUCGAACCUGAAGGUCCUUGUUAUUGAUGAGGCCGACAACAUGCUGGACCAGCAGGGUCUUGGAGAGCAGUGCGUCAGGGUUAAGAACAUGCUGCCCAAGUCUAUCCAGACCCUCCUGUUCUCCGCAACAUUCCCCGACAAUGUCAUGAAGUACGCCGAGCGUUUCGCCCCCAACGCCAACCAGAUGCGACUCCGCCAGCAGGAGCUCACCGUCGCCGGCAUUUCCCAGAUGUACAUGGACUGCCCCUCGGCUCAGGACAAGUACGAUGUGCUGUGCAAGCUGUACGGUCUGAUGACGAUUGGUUCAUCCGUCAUCUUCGUCAAGACCCGCGAGAGCGCCAACGAGAUCCAGCGCCGCAUGGAGGCCGACGGCCAUCGCGUGGCCGCCCUGCACGGUGCGCAUGAGGGCCAGAGCCGUGAUGCCCUGCUCGACGACUUCCGCAGCGGCAAGUCCAAGGUGCUCAUCACGACCAACGUGCUGGCGCGCGGCAUCGACGUGUCGAGCGUGUCCAUGGUCAUCAACUACGACAUCCCCAUGAAGGGCAUGGGCGACCGCGAGCCCGACGCCGAGACGUACCUGCACCGCAUCGGCCGCACGGGCCGCUUCGGCCGCGUCGGCGUCUCCAUCUCGUUUGUCUACGACCGCAAGAGCUACCAGGCGCUGUCCGACAUCGCCAACCACUACGGCAUCGACCUGGUCCAGCUCAGCCCCGACGACUGGGACACGACGGAGAAGAAGGUGCAGGACGUGAUCAAGUCGAGCCGCGCCCGGCCCGACUAUGCGCCUAAUGCCCUCGACUCUUGA